CCAAGGAAAGCAGGUCGGGGUAUGUGAGAAACAGUCACCUGCGGCCUAAUUACUCAAAUGCUGUCCCCAGCCACAGGAGGGGAGAGCAGCUUUUCUGCUGAGUCUGUCUAGAGGCCGCCACGCCGGCACAGCUCAGCACAGCCUGGACAGAAAGCUGACCAGCACUGACCAGCCCCGGAGCCCAGCAAUGUCCCUGCCCCGACCAUACCCAGCCUGACUGUGGGGAAGGGUCCCAGCUGUGGCCCAGAAGAUGAGUCUCACCACCGGCUUGCUGGGCACGAUGAAAAGGAGGAAACUCUGUGAUUGAACCUCCAGCCGGGAAAUAGCCGAGGUGGACCGCACUUUACCAGACACCCGGGCCGUGACCCCUGGUUGGGAGAAGCCUUGUGACAUUUCUGCUUCAGAAACCUGAGGGGGAACGCUGAGGGGCCCCAGCUCACGCGAGCUGGCUGCUGAGCCCAUGCCGGAUGACAGAGCCAGGAUGGAGAACGCCAAGAAGGAAAAGGCGGAGCAGAUCCUGGCGGAGUUCCGGCUGCAGGACGAGGACUUGAAGAAGGUGAUGCGGCGGAUGCAGACGGAGAUGGACCGGGGCCUGAGGCUGGAGACGCACGAGGAGGCCAGUGUGAAGAUGCUGCCCACCUACGUGCGCUCCACCCCCGAAGGCUCAGGUGCCGCGCCGGGCAGCUCCUCCAGGGGGCGCUGUCCCCACCAGCUCCGCUCGGGUCCGGGAAGCGGGCGGAUGGAAGUCGGGGACUUCCUCUCCCUGGACCUGGGCGGCACCAACUUCAGGGUGAUGCUGGUGAAGGUGGGCGAGGGCGAGGCUGGGCAGUGGAACGUGAAAACCAAGCACCAGAUGUAUUCCAUCCCUGAAGAUGCCAUGACAGGCACCGCUGAGAUGCUCUUCGACUAUGUGUCCGAGUGCAUCUCCGACUUCCUGGACAAGCAUCACAUGAAGCACAAGAAGCUGCCCUUGGGCUUCACCUUCUCCUUCCCCGUGAGGCACGAAGACAUCGAUAAGGGCAUUCUUCUCAACUGGACCAAGGGUUUCAAGGCCUCCGGAGCAGAAGGCAACAACAUCGUGGGGCUUCUACGAGAUGCCAUCAAGCGCAGAGGGGACUUUGAGAUGGAUGUGGUGGCGAUGGUGAAUGACACCGUGGCCACGAUGAUCUCCUGCUACUACGAAGACCGCCGGUGCGAGGUUGGCAUGAUUGUGGGCACUGGCUGUAACGCCUGCUACAUGGAGGAGAUGCACAACGUGGAGCUGGUGGAAGGGGACGAGGGCCGCAUGUGCGUCAACACGGAGUGGGGUGCCUUCGGGGACGCCGGUGAGCUGGACGAGUUUCUGCUGGAGUACGACCGAAUGGUGGACGAGAGCUCGCUGAACCCUGGCCAGCAGCUGUACGAGAAGCUCAUCGGCGGCAAGUACAUGGGCGAACUGGUGCGGCUCGUGCUGCUGAAGCUGGUGGACGAGAACCUGCUCUUCCACGGGGAGGCCUCGGAGCAGCUGCGCACGCGCGGCGCCUUCGAGACACGCUUCGUCUCGCAGGUGGAGAGUGACUCGGGCGACCGCAAGCAGAUCUACAACAUCCUGAGCACGCUGGGGCUGAGGCCCUCGGCCACCGACUGCGACAUCGUGCGCCGCGCCUGCGAGAGCGUGUCCACGCGCGCCGCGCACAUGUGCGCCGCGGGGCUGGCGGGCGUCAUCAACCGCAUGCGGGAGAGCCGCAGUGAGGACGUGAUGCGCAUCACGGUGGGCGUGGACGGCUCGGUGUACAAGCUGCACCCCAGCUUCAAGGAGCGCUUCCAUGCCAGCGUGCGCAGGCUGACGCCCAGCUGCGAGAUCACCUUCAUCCAGUCGGAGGAGGGCAGCGGCCGGGGCGCGGCUCUGGUCUCCGCCGUGGCCUGUAAGAAGGCCUGCAUGCUGGGCCAGUGACGACAGCGGCCUAGAGGCGAGGAGGAGGCUGUGGCCAUCGCGAUACCUGAGCUCCAGGGGUCAGCGCUUCCCACAGGUGCACUCAUUCCGGUCCGCCUCCCAUUCCCGCUGCCACCUGGACAUGGGGCAAGGGCAGCGGGGAAGGAGGGUGCCCCCGGGGCAGGCCAGGUCUUCCUGAGUCAGCUGGUGGGACAGCCCUAGGGCCCUAACUGUGUUGGGGGCUGAGAUGAACAGGAACGGAGACCCCAGAGCCUUUCUGCCAGAAUCAACCCCCUAGAAGGGAGUCGCUCGCUCAGGACUUUGUUGCAUCUCUGCAUGGCUGCAUCUUGGAGCUUUCAGCCUGGGUCAGCCAUGCCCACUCCCACUCCGCUCAGGGAGGGGGUGCCCUCUGGACCAUGCUGUGGCCUGGCUUCCCUGGGAACUCAGCCCACAUGGAGAGGCAGCCCCAGGGACCUGGCCAGACCUAGGCCUGGGCUCCACAAGGGGCAGGGCUGCUGACCACCCAGGCCUGGGAGUGGGGGAGUGAAAUCGGAGGGGACUGGCCUAGUGUGGAGGCUGCGGUACUAGAGGUCUGAAGACAGCGGCCUUUUCCCUUCCAUGCUGCCUUCCCUGAGUGGUUUGGGGUUCUGGGACGGAUCCUCACAGGAGGCACAAGAGACAAGAGAGCCCAAAGCCACAGCCAGGAAGAGGAGGGGCUGCCACACACUGACCCAGCAGAACUGAGCACACCCCAAGUGACUACCCAGGCCUCUCCUCAGCAGACCUCCAUGUGCAACACCAACCUCUUCAAACCCAA
Messenger RNA from Hipposideros armiger (great roundleaf bat), 2729 nucleotides. RefSeq names its product glucokinase (gene GCK). The transcript is spliced from 10 exons. Gene Ontology annotation, molecular function: glucokinase activity; fructokinase activity; D-glucose binding. The coding region runs from base 461 to 1933 and encodes 490 amino acids. NCBI's taxonomy places the organism in Eukaryota, Metazoa, Chordata, Mammalia, Chiroptera, Hipposideridae. The record is from RefSeq and is a predicted model, not a curated record. Gene Ontology annotation, biological process: intracellular glucose homeostasis; regulation of insulin secretion; glycolytic process. Gene Ontology annotation, cellular component: cytosol; mitochondrion.